GCCUCAAAAUCAAAACAUUGCAAUAAGAUCUCUGAGAAAACUUAAUAAAACAGCCUCAAAUAAUGAGUUCUAAUAACAGAAAUAGACAGGAUUUCAAGAAAAGGAAGCCACCAAAGAAUUUCACAAGACCAAAUGAUGUGUACAUCACUAAUAAGACAGAUUUUGGAGCGCAAAUAAACAAGUGCAUCAAAAUAUUAAACAGUGAAGUCGGUGAGGUUUUUAUCCAUAGCAUUGGCAAUGCCAUCAACAGAGCUAUCAAUUUAGCAUUAAAGUUGGAAGAGGAUCAUUCGUUUAAGUAUGAAGUCAAUACAUCAACUAUAAAUCUUGUUGAUGAUUACUUCCCAGAAGACGAUGAUGACGACUUCUCAAUCCAAAAAAGGCUUAAUUCAUGCAUACACAUAAGGAUUUACAGACCAUACUUACUCGCAUCUGAGGAUGAUAAUAAGGAAGAGCCAGAAAAAUUAAUAAAAAUCUGAUUAAAUUAUUUUUAUACAUCUUCAUGCCUAUAUUUUAUUAAAUCUUCUUUAAAAUACAGGUUGUACAUGUGAAUUUAUGGUGAUAAGCAUUUUAUGCCGAGAUGCAUUUUAAUUAAUUAUUUUGUUUUCUUUUUUCAUAUUAUAAAAAGUUUGAGAAUGUUCAGUUUUCAUUUACAA
Messenger RNA from Chironomus riparius, 653 nucleotides. Lineage: Eukaryota; Metazoa; Arthropoda; Insecta; Diptera; Chironomidae. The record is from the annotation of a GenBank genome assembly.